GGCUGAGGAGCGAACAAGAAACCGAUAUUCGCUCCACAUAAGUCUCGACUUUGAGCAGAAGCUCAUCACCUGGGGCGUUUCUUUAUCUUGACCUCAGUGGACCUCUGUGUUCAGGGCCAGUCCAUUAUGGCUGGUACAAGGAAUUACGACUUCUUGAUCAAAUUAUUGCUGAUCGGAGACUCGGGCGUCGGUAAAUCAUGCUGUCUACUGCGAUUCAGCGAAGAUUCGUUUACACCGUCUUUCAUUACCACUAUUGGCAUUGAUUUCAAGAUCCGUACUAUCGAGCUCGACGGCAAACGUGUUAAGCUUCAAAUAUGGGACACGGCUGGGCAAGAGCGCUUUAGAACAAUCACAACAGCAUAUUACAGAGGGGCAAUGGGGAUUUUGCUUGUUUAUGAUGUCACCGACGAAAGGUCGUUCCAAAGUAAGGAGUUCAGCUGGACAUAUCCGUAUCAGUCAUUUACUAAUGCCCCGAUCACCGAAUCAGAUAUCCGUACAUGGUUCUCCAAUGUGGAGCAACACGCAAGUGAAGGUGUUCACAAGAUACUCAUUGGCAACAAGUGUGAUUGGGAAGAGAAGCGAGCAGUGUCAACCGAGCAAGGCCAGCAACUAGCUGAUGAGCUUGGUAUUCCAUUCCUAGAGGUCUCGGCUAAGAACAACAUCAACAUAGAAAAAGCUUUCUAUGAUCUUGCUGCAGAUAUCAAGAAAGGAAUGGAUACAUCAAAGUCUGAACAAGUCAGCUCUCAGGGUGUUAGUAUAGAUCAGCAAGGUUCUGGCUUGAAUGGCAACACAAGUGGGAAGUGUUGCUAAUCCCAAUUGGCACUUCGGAAUGCUCUUCAUACCCUUCUUGUUCCUUUAUGGCCCUGCACUUCGCCCCAUUUUUGGCCGUUUUAUGUGUCAUGGAUUGAAUAUACUAAGGCUCUCACGUCAGUAGAUGCAAAGGCAACAUCCCGGUUGUAUGAAAGUCUUGGCGCUGAGAUAUAUGCUUAUUUGGAGGUACAUCACUGUUAUU
Aspergillus saccharolyticus JOP 1030-1 is the source of this 1012-nucleotide messenger RNA. RefSeq names its product Rab family GTPase srgA (gene srgA). The record is from RefSeq and is a predicted model, not a curated record. Gene Ontology annotation, cellular component: plasma membrane; endosome. NCBI's taxonomy places the organism in Eukaryota, Fungi, Ascomycota, Eurotiomycetes, Eurotiales, Aspergillaceae. Gene Ontology annotation, molecular function: GTP binding; GTPase activity. Gene Ontology annotation, biological process: regulation of exocytosis; protein localization to plasma membrane; protein secretion. The transcript is spliced from 2 exons. The coding region runs from base 127 to 810 and encodes 227 amino acids.